This is a messenger RNA of Chaetomium strumarium, 739 nucleotides long. RefSeq lists its product as uncharacterized. The record is from RefSeq and is a predicted model, not a curated record. NCBI's taxonomy places the organism in Eukaryota, Fungi, Ascomycota, Sordariomycetes, Sordariales, Chaetomiaceae. The transcript has a single exon. Bases 421 to 699 code for a protein of 92 amino acids.
GUAACUUAAGAGUUUUACGCAGGCGAGGAGCUAAUCGAGGCUAUCGAGCAAGGGGAGAAAAUCAUAAUACAGGGAAGAACUCGGAAUGAUUAAAAAAAGACUAAGAUUGAAUAGAGGCCCCAAGGGAAAAGGGGGAAACACAGUAAAGGCAGAAAUAAUGAAGGAGAAGAUCAAACAGAAGAUACUGUGAAGAAGACAAGAAAGAAGACGAGGAGAAUAAAAUAGGCCGCUGUGGCGGUAGCCGAAUGGACUGCGUUCCGUCUCCAAAGUGGUGAUUCCAGCUGACGUCAAUGUUCUGUUGACUAUGGUCAGGGCGAGGCAGGGUAGCAGCGUGAGAGUGAGGACCAGAUUGGGUUUGAGGGCACGGACAGCAAGAUACUAGGCGUUCUGCUUAUGGCCCUGUCAGCCUGGCUAUAGAGUAUGCCGACGACUUUGUGGUGUUGGCAGGGCGUCAGUGUUGCGAGUUUCGCCCGUUCUAGGCUGUUACCUAUGUUAUUUAGACCUUCUCGAAAAAAAUGCUUGGGUCGUCCCAUCUCAGUCACACUCACUCCUUCCCCGGGACAAGCAGUCAUCUUGAUUCAGGCUCCUCGGGCUUUCAUCUGCACUCACUCACUCGGGUCGACGACUCGCGAUUUCCCCAUGUCUUCCAUCUUGCCAGCACUUUCCCGACGUCUACUUGAUAUCAUCGAGGACCACUAAGGUCUAGCAACUCUUUACUCUCCGAGUCUUUACAAGGCAG